AUGGCUCACUGUUUCUUUCUGCAGACACGAGGCCCUAAGAUUCAGUACCAAGUUCACAAGCGGGUGCGAGCAGAGUCCCUCGUGCGAUUGAGCUUGCAGCUCAACCUCCUGGAUUCUUGCGAGGCUCGGCUUCGCACUGCGGCGCCACGAGAAACUGGGAUCGAGCUUGCCCUUGGUACCGAAGUGCACUCGGGCUGGGUGCACCGCAAGGACCCGCCAGCAGGCGCCGUCCUUCCCCCGCUAUAUUCGGAGUACCACGCUGCAGAGCUCCAACUUCCCCAACACAAUUGGAGCAAAACACAGCCAGACUGGGAAGACAGGUUCUUCUUCGUUGCGGGGCACACAUCGGGGUUGGGGUGGGGCAACGCGCUCCAAGAGCACUUGUUGAAUGCAUACUUGGCGUAUCAGUCCGGAAGAACCCUUGUCUUUGACAACUACACGUGGAGCGACGAUGGGUCGCUGUAUACAAAGUACAAAACCCGUUGGAUACCGUCCCAGAUACCUUACACCGCGCUUGUACGAGGUCCGGUCGUAGGAGGUUCGUUCCCAGACGGAGAACACACGGCGCCCGCGGUGGCACGCCAAUACUUUGAUUCCGUAUGCCAUCACAAAGUGGAAGAAGACAGCCUCAAGUUCUCCCAAGGUUCGCCUGGAGAGUUCACAGCGUCUACCUUGAUCGGAAGCUGGUCGCGGUCCCUGCGAGAAUCAGCUGAGGCCUGCAUCCAGACAACCAAAAAGUCGGGGCCUAUUUUCACUCAUCACCACGUCUUCGGCGUGCGAAACGCUCUCCUGGACGCAUGGCCAACGCUCUCUGCCUCCCCCAUCUUCUCACAAUUUGGCUGGUCACCUUUGGUCGAGCUUGCCUUCGAUUACAACCGCCACCUAUUCCUCCCGCCCUUUCUCGAGGAUGGCCUCCUCACCGGCAGUCCGUCAACGUCGAGCGCAGAGCGCUACAGCAUGAUCCCCGGCCUCAUGGUCGUCCACAUCAGGCGCGGCGACUACGAAGCGCAUUGCACCAACCUCGCUGAGCGAUCCGAAGACUUUGUCGGCGUCAACGCCUUCCCAUCCAUGCCCGACCACUUCACCGUCCCGCCACACCACCAGCCGCCCGGGCGCAACGUCAAAGUCCCCGCGGAGACGAUCGAGCACUACCGCCGCCGGUGCUACCCGACCGUGCCAGAGAUCGUGCACAAGCUGCGCGAGGUGCGUCAGUCCGCCGCCGGGCACGACGCGUGGCGGCUGUUCAUCAUGACCAACGGCGACGCCGCGUUCAUCGGUGAGCUCAAGGACGCCGUCUGGCGCUCGGGGAUGGCAUGGGACGCGAUCGCGAGCAGCCGCGACCUCGCGCUGAGCCGCGGGCAGCGGUACAUCGCGCAGGCCGUCGACCAACUCAUCGCGCAGCGCGCGCAGGUGCUCGUCGGCAACGGAUUUUCUACGCUCACCUCGACGGCGGUGAUGAUGCGACUCGCGAACGGGUUCGACGCGCAGACGAACAGGUUCUGGUGA
Molecule: messenger RNA, 1506 nt
Organism: Epithele typhae
Lineage: Eukaryota; Fungi; Basidiomycota; Agaricomycetes; Polyporales; Epitheliaceae
Exons: 7
Coding region: 1-1506 (501 amino acids)
Source: RefSeq, a predicted model, not a curated record